Messenger RNA from Acytostelium subglobosum LB1, 504 nucleotides. RefSeq lists its product as hypothetical. The record is from RefSeq and is a predicted model, not a curated record. The transcript has a single exon. Lineage: Eukaryota; Evosea; Eumycetozoa; Acytosteliales; Acytosteliaceae. The annotation marks the transcript as partial.
CAUAAAAUGGAACCAAUCACUACUCCUACUACCGCCACCGUAAAGCCAAACAUCAUCCUGGUCCAUGGAUCAUGGGGUGAGGGCUCAAUCUGGAGCAAGGUCACUUUGGGACUGCUCGCCAAGGGAUACAAUGUCCGUGCCGUUCAGAACCUCGCCACAUCACUCACUGAUGAUAUUGAGCGUGUGAACCAAUUGGUUGCCUCACUCGAUGGUCCAAGCAUCCUGGUCGGUCACUCAUACGGUGGUAUGAUCAUCACUGGCGCUGGCAACUCUGACAAGGUCAUCGGUCUCGUCUAUAUCGCCGCAUUCGUUCCAGAUCAGGGAGAGUCUCUGAUGACUCUCGGUGCCAUGAAGGACCCAGCCCCCGGCCUCGGCUUCAUCGUCCCAGAUGCCAGCGGAUUCACCACCUACGCCAUCUCUGCAUUCCGUGAGAACAUGUGUCCAGACAUUGACGAGUGUCUCGCCACUGCCAUGGCCCACGCACAGAAGCCCACCAAACUUUAA